Messenger RNA from Bipolaris maydis ATCC 48331, 1326 nucleotides. Lineage: Eukaryota; Fungi; Ascomycota; Dothideomycetes; Pleosporales; Pleosporaceae. The record is from RefSeq and is a predicted model, not a curated record.
AUCCUGUACCCAAGCACAACAAUCUUGAGGUUCUCUGGCCAAUCGCAUUACUCUAGGUUGUUUACAUUCAAAUCUCACAAUGGCCGUGUCAAGGUUGCUCUCACGGAGUCACCUUCUCUGUCGUGCGAGCGCUCCGUGCAUACGCGCCAUUCCCUCAGCAAUCCCAUCAAUCACUUCAUCAUUGCCAAGGAGAACCUUUACUUCCAGUAUAUCGGCAUGGGAAGAGAUUGUCCAUACACCUUCAAGAGGCCCAGAGAUUGCUCUCACAGAUGACCGUACCGCUUCAGCUGGUAACACGGCAAAUUCCAUUGUUUUGCUAAAGCUUUCGAAGCGACUAUCAAGAGGAAACAUUGAAGAGUUUUUGCGGGAAAACGGUUUCAUCAUAAAAAAGUUGCAAAUGCGAGUAGAUCGCUUCACAUUCCACAAUGACACCAUGUGCUUUGUGGAGCUAGGAAGCCCUGAAGAAGUCCAGAGAGCAAUCAAGAAGCUUGAUCAAGCAAAAUUACAAAAUAAGAGCAUCGUAGUCCAGCCUUUGAAAGCUGACUUUCAGUGGGGGCAUCUGAAGACCUCAAAGAACUCGCCCUAUGUAUCUCGCUUCUUCAACGACGAAGGUGAUGCUGCGCAAGAGGCUCUCCGCCCCUUGGCCGAAGGACGCCGGAUGAUGCUUUCAGUCAAAACACCGGGCUGGUCGCCUAAUGCCAAGGUCAGCGAAGCCAGAAACAACGCAGCGAAGAUCAUUGAGGAAAACUUUGGCAAAUACGGUGUUGAGAGCCUCAGCGAUAUGGCAGUGUUCUUUGGCGACAAAAAGCAAAACCCACGCCUGCUGGGCUGGAUCGACUUCAAGACGAAAGAAGGUGCUGAGCAAGCGGCAGCGGAGAAGCAUAACACAGAAAUCAAUGGCCGGCUCGUGUGGCUACAGGCAGCCAACCCCUCCAAGUGGAGAGUAGAGCAGUACUCGAAGUCUGCCCCGCAGUUGGUGCAGGAAAUGCAGGAGAAGGGUACGGUGUCGAAGGAAAUGGAUGAGGACAAGUUUGUCACUCCACUCCCGAAAAAACAAUCCAAUUAGACGGCAGGAAAGGUUGACAAAGCCUUUUUCUCUAUACUCUGUCACAUGGCAUUUCGACAAUCCAAAAGCGUACUAUUAGUAUGGAUCGGGAAUUCUAUGUACUUGUACUCAAAAAGCAUGCGCUAAGCUCUGCUCUACCUUACACAACCCAAAAAAGACGGUAAAUUCUAUUUCACCUAGGCAGCUAGAUAAGAGAAGUAUCAUGCAGGAAGAAUAGUACAUGUUUGAAACGGGACUCUGAAUCAUACACCAACACCAAU